Molecule: messenger RNA, 2379 nt
Organism: Chenopodium quinoa (quinoa)
Lineage: Eukaryota; Viridiplantae; Streptophyta; Magnoliopsida; Caryophyllales; Amaranthaceae
Product: zinc finger MYM-type protein 1-like
Exons: 2
Coding region: 1-2379 (792 amino acids)
Molecular function (GO): protein dimerization activity
Source: RefSeq, a predicted model, not a curated record
AUGUCAAAUGAUUCACCUAAUUCAAACAAAUCCAAGGCUACUAGAAAACAACCCGAUCUUCGACAAUUCUUGUCUAAAAGAAAGAAACUCCAUGAAAAUGAGUCAAAUAACUCCCCUUCAUUAAGCCCCCCUCAAAGUCAAGAAGAUGAUAUGGAAAUGGGUGGUUCAAGUACUUGUAAUGUACCAUUGGAGGAAAAUUUGGUAUACGAUGUUGAACUUCUUCCUCAUGAUCCGGGAAAAAGAAUAAACAUAAUGGAUUACCCCGCAAAUGAACGAAAUGCAGUUAGGAGGGGUUAUAUUCUUAAAAAACCUUGCCAACCAAAAACUCAUGACUUUCCUCAAAGACAAGUGUCUGGUUUACGUCGCUUUAGUGUUCAUUGGUUCAAGAAAUGGGAUUGGCUUGAGUAUAGUAUUGAAAAAGAUGCUGCAUUUUGUUUUGUAUGUUACUUGUUCAAGAAUGAAGUUGAUAGUUAUUCGGGGGGUGAUGCAUUUGUUGAUGGAGGGUUUAGGACAUGGAAUAAACCGGAAAGAUUUGAGAAGCAUGUUGGUGGAAUUAACAGUGCUCAUAAUCUUGCUUAUGAGAAAUAUGUGAAUUUAAGAGAUGGAAAAAAAAAAAUCAAUCUUGAAUGUUUGGCAUUUCGUGGACAUGAUGAAAGCGGGGAGUCAUAUAAUAGGGGUAAUUUCCUUGAGCUUUUGAAAUGGUUAGGAGAAAAGGUUGAGGAAGUAAGACAACAUACUCUUGAAAAAGCACCUAAAAAUUGUCAAAUGAUUUCCCCUUCUAUUCAAAAGGACAUUAUUAAUUGUUGUGCCAAAGAAACAACUAGGUGCAUAAUAGAAGAAGUUGGUGAUGAUUACUUUGCCAUAUUAGCCGAUGAGUCAAGUGAUGUGUCCCAAAAAGAACAACUAGCUCUUGUUUUGCGCUUUGUUAAUAGAGAUAGUGGAAAGGUAAUGGAGCGAUUUUUAGGCAUUGUUCAUGUUGGUAAUACUACCGCUUUAACUCUUAAAGAUGCAAUCAUGUCUUUACUUGUUGAACAUUCAUUGAGUCCAUCUAUGAUAAGGGGGCAAGGGUACGAUGGAGCUAGCAACAUGAAAGGUGAAAUAAAUGGUCUUAAGACUUUGAUUAUGAAUGAUACUCCAAGUGCCUACUACGUACAUUGUUUUGCUCAUCAACUUCAACUAACACUAGUUGCCGUUGCUAAAAAGAAUGAUAGUUGUGGUUGGCUUUUUGAGAUACUUGCAAAUUUAUUGAAUGUGGUUGGAGUUUCUUGCAAAAGAAGAGAAAUGAUUCGACAAGAUCAAGCUGAAGAAGUUGCUCGAGCAUUGGAUGUAGGGGAUAUUGUGAGUGGAUCGGGUUUAAAUCAAGAACUUGGUUUGAAAAGGCCCGGGGAUACUCGUUGGAGUUCUUAUUACAAGUCUAUUUCAAACAUCAUCCUCUUAUUUCCUACAAUUGUUAAGGUACUUGUACACAUUGGGAAGCAUGGUGUAUCGGAAGAUAAGUUCAAAGCUCAAAUUGUUUUAGGACAGUUAGAGUCAUUUGACUUUGUUUUUAUUGCUCACUUGAUGUUGACUAUUUUUGGUUACACUAACGAUUUGUGUGUUGCUUUGCAAAGAAAGGAGCAAGAUAUUGUAAAUGCCAUGGAACUUGUCACUUACACAAAAUUGGUGUUGCAAAAAAUGAGGGAGCAAGGAUGGGAUACUCUCUUAAACAAGGUAACUUCAUUUUGUGCUAAACAUGGUAUUGUUGUUCCCACUAUGGAUUCUCCUUAUGUUCCUCAAGGAAGAUCAAGACGUUUUGUUGAAGAAGCAACAAAUGAACAUCAUUUUCGGGUUGGAAUUUUUGUAAGAGUGAUUGAUUUGCAUCUUCAAGAACUUGAUGAUCGAUUUAAUGAGAGGAAUAUGGAGAUACUAAUAUGUAUGGCUUGUUUAAGUCCUAAAGAUAACUUCUCAUCCUUUGAUAAAGAUAAGGUACUUAAACUUGCCUCUUUUUAUCCCGAAGAAUUUUCAAGCUUUGAUUUGAUGGCUCUUGAAUGUCAACUUGAUAUAUUCAUGGAGAAUAUGCUAAAUGAUGAUAGAUUUCAAGGUUUAAAUGACCUUAACUCUCUUUCUAUGAUGCUUGUUAAAACUAAUAAGCAUAAGACUUUUCCUCUUAUUCAUUUGCUUAUCAAGUUGAUGUUGAUUCUUCCGGUUGCCACGACAAGUGUUGAAAGAGUCUUUUCCGCAGUGACAUGUGUCAAAAAUAAGUUGCGAAAUAGCAUGGGUGAUCAACUUAUGAAUGAUUGUUUGGUCACUUUUAUUGAGAAGGAUGUCUUCCUAAGAGUUUCCGAUGAAAAAAUUGUUGAUCGCUUCCAAAAUAUGAAGACUCGAAGGAUGAAAGUGUAA